UUUAUUUUGGAGCGAUUUCCUUUCGCGUGCGUUACUUUUCAUAGAUUUUUAGAUCGGAAAAAUUGUGGAACUUUCUGUAUUUUUGCCUAAAAAUUGUUCAGAAAAUUACAUUCCCCAUUAAAAAAUAUUCUACUGAUAAAUACCAAGUGACUUUCAGUGAAAUAGAACUGUGCGUCUCGUUAGUUCUGCACGUUUCCCCCAAACCUUACAAAUGGCUGUGGACACUGAAAAAGAUUCCCAGCAGGAUCAACCACGACGUCACAAGAUUCCAGUUCCAUCCAAUUACCGAACGGCAUCGAAGAUACUACGUCGAGUGGUCGAGGAAAGAUGCAACGUGAAAACUCUGAUCCUGGAGGAGAAGCACAUCCGCAAAGGAAAGGGUCUGGCCAUUAUGGACUUGAUCUUGGUCAAUCUGAAACAAAUCGACGAGUUGUUGAAACGGACGAAUCUGCUUACAAAGGAACCUCGUUUGAAUCCGUGGUUGGCAAAAGUACUGAUAGCGGAAUUGAUUUUCGGUCGUGGAGAGUUGAAUGGGGAUUCGCUUCCGGUACAAUGUAUCAAGCGCUACAAGGAGGAACUGCAAGCGACACUUGGCGAAUUGGAUGUGGCACCGACUAAACAGCUAGAUUUUAAAGAACCUCGUUAUAUUCGUAUUAACACUAGCGUAUUGGCCCAACCCGGUGCCAUUCGAUUACUGCAGGAGGAAGGCUGGAUGUUGGUGGAGGAAGAGUUUGAAAAGUAUGCCGAUUUUUUGGAACGAGUCAAAAAUCUGGGAGACUCGGAGUUCAUCGUCGAUUUUCACUUCAAGGAAGUGUUGGUGUUUCCCAACAGCGCCAAGAACUAUUGGGCGCGAGCCACAGAGCUGAAGCAGAAAUUUGUUUUGCAAAACAAGGCUUGCAUCAUUCCAACUUAUCUGCUGAACCCUCCGAAGAAGAGUGUAGUGCUGGACAUGUGUGCUGCUCCGGGUUUGAAAACCACUCACUUGGCAAACUUGAUGAAGAACAAGGGUCGUAUUUACGCUGUCGAGCGAGACGCGAAUCGCUACAAACUGCUUUGCGAUUAUUCAGCCGAUUUCGGCGUCAUAAAGACAAUCAACGACGACUGCAUGCUGGUGGGUGAUGAACAGGCGCCUGGGGUUGAGUACAUUCUGUUGGAUCCCAGCUGUUCCGGGUCCGGCAUGGUGAGUCGUCUGAAGUUAAACGAAGAGUACGACAAGCAACGGCUGUACAGGUUAGGUGGUCUGCAGUACAAACUACUUUGCCACGCAAUGAAUGCAUUCCCAUCGGUGAAGCGUAUUGUCUAUUCAACAUGUUCCAUUUUCCCAGAGGAAAAUGAAGACAUUGUACAGGGAGCUCUGAAGCAUAACGGCCAUUUCAAGCUGACGGAUGCCAAAGAACAACUUGGCAAGGAAUGGCACAAUUUCGGCUCGCCGGACUACCCUGGGAUCGGAGAGAAGUGUUUGUAUGCUAGAUCGGAGACUGACCUUACCAUUGGCAUGUUUGUGGCCGUUUUCGAGCGAUGCAAUGAAGAUGAGUACAAUGAGGUGUACUUAGCUCACGAGAAGCAAAAGGAAAGUUAUGAAAAGCUCUCUAAAAUGGGACAAGGCAUGGACUUUGGCCGUGGAAAAAAGGGGAAAGGAAAGAAAAAGACACAGCCUCACGAAGAAGAGUUUUUGGAGCAAACAGACGUAAUAAAUGACACAACUCUAGAGCUCGAUCAGUUGCUAGCUGAUCACAAUGACGAUUUUCCCAAUAAGAAGGCUAGGGACAACGGUCUGGAAGAAGCAAGCAAAACAGUUGAGCACGCACAUGUAGAAACAGAUUCGACUGGCAUCAUCACUGAAAAGAAAAAUAAGUCAAAGGAAGCAGUAAAAGACAACACAAACGAACCAGACGCAGAGGUAAAGAAAACAAAGAAGAAAAAGAAGAAGACACAGCCAGAUGGAGAAGAAGAAUCUCUGGAGCUAACAGACGUGGCAAACAACGUAUCUUCAAAGCUCGAUCAGCUGCCUGCCGAUCACUAUGACGUUCAUCUGAAAAAGAAAAAGAAGACUAGGGACAAUUAUCUCGACGAAGUAAACACAACAGUAGAGCAAGCAGCUGUAGAAACCGAUUCGAUUGACAUCAGCACUAAGAAGAAAAAGAAGUCGAAAAAAGCAGCAGCAGAUGAAGAAUCCGGGACAAACGAACCAGACGUAAAGCCUAAGAAAACAAAGAAGAAGAAACGCAAGCAUGACACUGAACAGGAAGUAGAUGAAGAGUCACUACAACAUAGUGAGCCAGAUACUGAUGAAGCCCCAAAGAAGAAAAAGAAAAAGAAGAAGAUGGAUCAAUGUGAAAAUGAGUAGAGUAAAAUAUUAAUAAAAGUUAGAGCAGAUUCUUCCAUACAAAACUAAAAA
This is a messenger RNA of Armigeres subalbatus, 2398 nucleotides long. It is a transcript of the gene Nsun5, whose product is annotated as 28S rRNA (cytosine-C(5))-methyltransferase. The transcript is spliced from 4 exons. Gene Ontology annotation, molecular function: RNA methyltransferase activity. Lineage: Eukaryota; Metazoa; Arthropoda; Insecta; Diptera; Culicidae. Gene Ontology annotation, cellular component: nucleolus. The record is from RefSeq and is a predicted model, not a curated record. Gene Ontology annotation, biological process: rRNA base methylation. The coding region runs from base 212 to 2347 and encodes 711 amino acids.